GGGGGGGGCAGAGCGAGCGAGCGCGCCCGGCGAACGGGCCGGAGACGCGGCGGCGGCGGCGGCGGUGGCAAGAUGGCGGCCAAGUCGGAUGGCGGCGGCGGCGGCGUGGGCUUCGCCCAGCUGCACAACCUGGACGAGGCGGCGGCGGCGGCGGCUGGAGUGUGCGGCGGCGUCGGGGCAGCGGCGGCGGAGGGAGCGGAGGAGCCGGGCGGCAGCAGCUCCUUGCACAUCUGCCACUGCUGCAACACGUCGUCGUGCUAUUGGGGCUGUCGGAGCGCCUGUCUGCGGAGCCUCUUCGGCCGGGCGGCCGCCGCCGCCGCCGCCGAACCGCUGGCACCGAGACCCGCCGACGAGGGAGCGCCGAGGGCGUCGGAGGUCGGAGGGGCUGGAGAGCGGCCGUGGCUGGACUGCCUGUGGAUCGUGCUGGCGCUGCUGGUGCUGCUGGGGGACGUGGGCACGGACCUGUGGCUGGCGCUGCACCACUACGGGCGGCGGGACUACGUGUGGUGCGGCCUGACUCUGGCCUUCGUGCUGCUGCCCUCGGUGCUGGUGCAGAUCCUCAGUUUCCGCUGGUUCGUUCAGGACUAUACGGGAGGAGGGCUGGGAGCCGUGCAGGGCCUCAGCAGCCGCGGGCCGCCCAUGAUGGGAGCCGCCGGGCGAAGGGGGGGACCCGGCGGGGUAGGAGGAGCCGCCGGCACAGCCACCCCCGGGGCGCAGCGCCUCUGCAGGAUCUCCGUGUGGGUCUGGCAGUCCGUCAUCCACCUGCUGCAGAUGGGACAGGUCUGGAGGUAUAUCCGAACUAUGUACCUGGGGAUCCAGAGUCAGAGGCGGAAGGAACACCAGCGGCGUUUCUACUGGGCUAUGAUGUAUGAAUAUGCAGACGUAAAUAUGCUGCGCCUCCUGGAAACCUUCCUGGAGAGUGCUCCUCAACUGGUGCUACAGCUCUGCAUAAUGAUCCAAAAGAACCGUGCAGAAACAUUACCAUGUGUGUCCUCUGUGGCCUCCCUGAUGUCCCUGGCUUGGGUGCUAGCCUCCUAUCACAAGCUUCUUCGGGACUCUAGGGACGACAAGAAGAGUAUGAGCUACAGAGGGGCCCUCAUCCAUCUCUUCUGGCGCCUCUUCACCAUCUCAUCCCGAGUUAUUUCUUUUGCUCUCUUUGCUUCCAUCUUCCAGCUCUACUUUGGGAUCUUUGUAGUGGUCCAUUGGUGUGCCAUGGCUUUCUGGAUCAUCCAUGGUGGGACAGAUUUCUGCAUGUCUAAGUGGGAGGAGAUCCUCUUCAACAUGGUGGUAGGGAUUGUGUACAUUUUCUGCUGGUUUAAUGUCAAGGAAGGGCGGACUCGAUACAGAAUGUUUGCGUAUUACACGGUAGUCCUGACGGAGAACGCUGCCUUGACGCUCCUUUGGUAUUUUUACAGAGAUCCUGACACCACUGACUCAUAUGCCGUGCCAGCACUGUGUUGUGUCUUUCUUAGCUUUGCUGCUGGGAUAGCUUUGAUGCUGUUAUAUUAUGGUGUGCUGCAUCCCAUGGGGCCAAGAGCUAAGAUCUUUGCCAGCUCCUGUUGCGCCGAGCUGCUCUGGGGCAUUCCUUUGCCCCCUGAUGUUGAGCCCAUGGCACCCCAAACCCCUGGGUACCGGGGGGCCCAGGCUACGCCCACCAGAGCGGUCACGGAGCAACAGGAGGAACUCACAGCUGACACUUGCUUGCCCGUUUUCCAGGUGAGAGCAAUGGUACCAUCUACUCCAUCUGGGCGACCCUACCCCCCCGAGGGGCCUCUCAUUAAGAUUGACAUCCCAAGAAAGAGAUAUCCUGCAUGGGAUGCUCAUUUUGUAGACAGGAGGUUAAGAAGAACUAUCAACAUCCUCCAGUAUGUCACCCCCACAGCUGUAGGUAUUAGGUAUAGAGAUGGACCUCUCUUAUAUGAGUUGCUACAAUAUGAAUCUUCACUUUAAAAGCUCCUUAAAGCAAAAGUCAAAGAGGGGACCUUAUUUUUGUUUACGGUAAACACAGAUCAUGAAACAAACACAAACCUUCAGAUAAGCUUUCUUUCUGGUUGCUGUAUGUAUAAAAAAAAAAAGAAAAAAAAGAAAAAGAAAAAGAUAUUCUCUAUGUUUUGUAAGUAAAAACAAAAAGAAAAACUUUUCUUUUGUUUUUUACACACAAGAAACAGUAUUUCAACUUCCACACCUAGGAUUCACAGGUGGAGAAGGAGGCAUCUCCACAUCAGUUUUAUACCGUACACCAAGUGUAGAACAUUAUUUAUGGGAUUGGUGCUGAUUGAAAAAUAAAAACAAACAAACAAACAAACCUACAACUGCCUUAUGCCCUUAGGUGCUGAGUUUCAUUAAGUACUGUCACCUUUCUCAUGCAAAACUCUUUGAUGAUUAUAUGCCAGGAAAAUAAUAAUAACAGUCAUAAUAGUAAUAAUAAAAGAAUACAUGACUCAAAUACAAACUUUGAAAUUAAUAAGAAGGAAAAAAACAUUAAAAAAAAAUUAAUAACAACAAGAACAAAAAAGAGAAAUGCCUGAAAAUAUAUCAUUGCUCUCAUUGGAUUUAACUUAAGGAAUAAAAAUCAACAAAGAAAGCAAGGCCGAGACACCCCAAUGGAGAUUGUUUUUUUCUCAAGGCUGGAAGAUAAUAUCAGGUCUGCACCUCCAGUUGGCGGCGCAUUUAUGACACUGUUUGGCCAAGUCCACCCAGCUUGCCCAACUCAUGUUGUAAAUGCGGCCCUGCUGGGGAGCCACGUUCCUCCUGCAGGUGGCCCAAUGCACCGUGGUCAGUUUGCAGCAGGGAAACACGGCAACGCAGAGCUGAUCUUGUCUAGAACAGCUGCACAUGCUGAUGCCCGCUGGCUUCAGUGGGGCCAACAACCACCACCAGAGCCCAGAAUGAGGCUGGCCACGUUGAUCUCUGGAAAAUAAAAUAAGAGAUCUCCAAUUGUGAAAUUUUAUACCAAAAACACUCUAAUUAAAGUAUACCUACUCAUCUCUAAUAAUUUCAGUAAUAAUAAAACUCAGCAUAGUAGCAAAAAGUGAGUCAAUUUAAAGGCACAAUACUUGAUCAGUUACUGGCAAAAUAAUUUGACCUACUGUAUCAUUUUAAGGCUGUGAAAGGCAUACGUGUAUUAUUUGUAAUCUCGUGUUAAGACCUGUCACGUCUCAUUUGGUGCGAGCCUUAAAGUGAUUGUGAAGCAUCCUUUGUUUCAUUUGAGGGGCUUUUGGGGGUUUUGAUUUAUUUAUUUUUUCUGGUUUUUGGUUUUUUUUGUGGUUUUUGUUUUUGUUUUUUUAAGGAAAAACAAAAUCUGAAAAUCGGGAUUAAGCGAACGAACGAACAAAGCAACAACACAAACAAACAACGCCAGGAAAAACUAACAAACAGAAAGACAACAAACUUCUUCAAAACGGUAAUAACCUGUAAACUGACUCGACGUCUUGAGAUGAUUUGGUGCUUUGUAUCUUUUGUUGAUGUUGUUGUUGUGAUUUAGCUGAGAUUUUCUUCGACUCGGUACAUGUGGGGAACUGCUGAUAAAACUGUCUCGUGUCACCCUCGACUGUAAGUAACAUGGCAAGAAACAACUCCGCAGGAAGCACAAGAGCGUAGCGGGAGCAUCGUGGUGUAGCUUAGCCUUCCCACCGCAAGGAGAUUCUGCCGCCUCCGAUCAUGGCCAAGCGUAGACGGUCACCUGCCAAGGGUCGCGUGAUUGUCCUGACAUAUUUCCCCAUAACCCGCCCGCUGUCAGACCAUUCGCAUCUCUCGACUUCUGUUUCUGUGCUGGAAUCUCUGUCUCGAGUUAAAUCACGGGGUCGCGUCUACCCACCACCCUUUUCCUUUUGGAGAGUGUUAACUCUUUUAAAGGAGUAUUCCCGUUUCAGGGCAUCUUUUCAAUCCCGCCGCCCCUCUGCUUAGGAGGGGAGAAGCAACAACAACAAAAAUGGUAUUUUUAUGUGAAUAUUGUAGUAUUUUCUCUGUGUGUUUGCAGUUUUUUAUUACAAAAAUACUGUAACUGUCCAUGGUGCAGAACCCCCGUGCUGACCUCUUCUGUAGAGAAAAUCAGCACGGGGGGGAUAUUUUUUAAUUACAAUUAUGAGUAUUAUUAUUUUUUAAUUUGAAGAAUCAGUUGUGGGUUUUAUUAUUAUUAUUUUUAUUAUUAUUAUUGCAUCAAAAGAAACUAGUAUGAAUUUUAUAUAACAGUUUAAAGAAGCUGAAUGCUUUCUUCGCCUGAAUAUACCUGAAGAGAAACAUGUUUUUUGAUCAGUGAUCCUUUGCAGUAUUCUAUGAAAAAAAAACAACAAACACCUGUUUUUUUUCUUCUUUUUUUUUUUUUUUUUUUUUUGGUGUGUGUGUCAUUUUCUUUUGUAAAGAAACUUUUAACUCGUGUCCAUCCCUUUUAAGGAGGGCAGGACUCAUUUGCGCCAAACUAGAGACACACGGCAAGGUUUGUACAAAGCCAAAUUGUCACUGGUACUGUAAUUCCUGGUCAGACUCCCAUUUCAGGCAAAUGUUUCUGGGCUCUGAUUAGAACUGACGUGAUGGCCACAUUUUCAGGGAAAGGGAGGUGUUUUGUCUUGUCAUCCCCCUCAUCAUCCCCUGAUCCCUCAUUUUGUUGUGCACUUAUAUAUGUGUGUAUACAUUUAUAUAUAUAUUUGUGGAAAGCUUCCAUUUCCUUUCUCCAUUGCCCAUAUCCCAUAGUCGGUCCCCCUCAAGCGUCCCACUAACAUGUCACCCUGUUCCUUCCCUAAUGAGUUUGUGGUCUCCAUCAAAAGAGGUAACUUGUGAAGUGAACCUGCCAUCCUCUGAGCAGUUUUGCACUGCUGUCAUUAAAAGACACAGGUGCGAAACCCCUGACAACAACCCCAAGUUUCUUCUCCCAAGACUUCACCUCUUCCUUUUUCUGCAAGGACUCACCGUUAGUACCAGUGUAGAUACACUUUAAUCUGCUUCUCCAAGCCUCAUGCCCUGUUUAAAGACUCUCUUUACUCCUUCCACUAAGAGUUCUCAUCUACACAUACAACUUUUCAUCGGCACAAGCAUGAGAAAGGAAUGGAUGGGCAAACAAUUCCACUCUUCCUCACGGACACGUCCUCCAGGAGACAGCACCCUCAUUUCCAAAAGCACCACGAGAAGGUUGCACGCCAAGCGCAUCAAACUUUGGGUUGGAUUUGGAGAUGUGAACACAUCUGACGGAACAGUUGGACCCCGACACUUGGCACCAAGACAGUGAGAUGAGCCAGUGUGCCAUGGUACGCUCAUUGGGAGUCAAAGAGGAGACCCUUUGGUGCUGCCUGACCUUGGGAGCACCUGCAGCCUGCCUUCCCUCAGGAACGAGACCCUUACUCCAGACCACCACACCGACAGCCGUCCUCUCUGUCUCACUGCAAGAGCAGAGGGGCAAACCACUCCAGAAGUGACCUUACUUCUCAAUACAGUGCUAACUUCUCACAACCAAACCAGCUUGACUAAGGGCUUGAUUCAUUCCUGCUCCAAAGUCCUCCUUCUCUGGGUCUUGUAGUAUGGAUAACAACAAAAGCAGGUGCUUCCACUUUGUGUUAAGACUGUUACAUUAUCCUUAGCCACAUAGACUUUCUGCCUCUGCUUUGAGUCCUUGCUUUGAGUGAUAUCCACUGGCAUCUUGAUUUAGCAGAAGAUUUCCAGUGAAAGCCUGUCCCAAACCUGGAGGAUUAUUUCCCUUUCAAAGACUUCAUUGCAGCCUUAAAGUGCUCUCCCACCACACCGAACAGACAGCUUGGGGUGGUGACCAUCUCCUCUAGGGACUGUCUGUAAUCAUGUUGCCAAACAGCACCUUUUGCCAAGCAUGGGGAGCAAAACUGUCCCCAUCUCUUUGUUCACAGUAAUCCUAUAACUGAGAAUCUUGUCCUCACUUUUGUUUGUUUUUUUUCUUUUCUUUCUUUCUUUUUUUGCCCAGGCUUCCUUUGGUUUUUGGAGCGCACCCUGGCAGGAUGCUUUGGUUUCACUUGUUUUUUAACUCCACAGUAGGUCAGUUAUGCCAUGUCCCGACUACAUGGCCAGGAGAUACUGCUUGAGGGGUUUUUGUACUGGAGAAGUCUGAGCCAGUGAUUAUUCACACCACAAGCUUCGUGGACAACUUCUGUGUCGUGUUUGUGCUGCUGAAUUCAUGCUGGGACCAUAGAAAUGAGCCAACCACACUAUGCCAGGACAGAGCCAGGGCUUUACCAUUCCCACUGUUGAACUGCUCAUCCCCUCUCUGGCAUGGUCUUCAUCCACUCCAGCAAGCCUAGACUUGGGCACAGCUUGUACAGGCAUUGAUACUGGCCAAAGACCAUCCCCAGUUGGCAGUGUGGAUGUGGCUAUGCUGUACUGAGAUGAAAGAGUUUAGUAUUAUGGAUGUGGCCAGCACGGUUAGCUUUGAGGCCAGAACGGAUCCUGGCAGUGUUUAUUCUGCUAAUAAAGAUGUAUCUGUAUGCCACACAGCAGGAUUUGGGAUUUUGUGGAGUACAUCAGCUCUAGCCUGGCAUACUUCUGUUGUCUGCCCAGUUCGAUGGACAAAGUAUUUCUUAGUUGACUUGGUUCUUUUUGCUGAGCUUAUUUUGCAAGUAGUGCCACUUACAUUGUGCUGAUGUCAAUGCAUCCAUCUCUCCGUCUGUGUCAGAUGUCUGGCAUGCGAAGUGUGGCAGUGUUACACAUCUGCAGGCAUUUGACUGGGAGACUUGAGCAGCUUGGAGCAGACCAAGUCAGCAGUGGGCAUACAGGAGUUACAAGGUCCCUGCCCUCGUGAUGCUGUGCCCCCCACACAAGGUGUUUCUUAUCCGAAGCACAUCUAAUCUGGACUGCAGAAGAGGAACCAGUGUUUCUGUUAUUGUAAGUGGAAAUUGCAAACGAGCCACCGAUUUCAAGAGUAAAUUUAUAUUUUGCAGUGUACUGGAUGGGAGCUAAUUGCCCGCUUCAUCAUGUCCAUCUCUGCAACUGCCAAAACCUCAGUUGCCAUUUGCCUGUAUUUUUAUUUAGAGCUGACUAGAUUCAGUGGGACAAAAUGAAUUUCCAGCUUUCGACAGCGUUCUGCUAAAACCCAUCUGGUGGUGCUGAUAGGAAUGGGUCACUGUUGACUUUCGAAGAGCAGCAGUCCCUUGCUCUUCAUCUGUAUUUUCCCAUACACAAGAUUCACUUCACAAUGUAUCCCUGCUCCUCAUCCCCGCACGGGAUUGCAUGAACCGAGUCACCCACACCCCCACAACAUCACCAAACCUCCUGAAGAAAAUGUGGUCUGAGGUCCAUCCAGCAUGAUUUCGUUGAAGCUCAGAGGUGCUUUGAAAAGGAAAACUUUUAUUACUGUGCAUUUGCAAAACCUUUUAGUGCCUGCUUGCUGGGCAGCUUGGGCAAGAGACCAUUUGGAAGCUGCUAGAGUCAGUACAAAAUUGUAGGGACAGGCUUUUCUAGGAUCUUCUGUUACUGGGUUAGCUUUCCUCUGGAUUCUGUUCAGCUCCAAUGUGGUCAUGCAAAGUAAAACAAACAACAAAACCCACAUGAAAUAAGGUCUAUGCCAAACCCCACAGAAGCCAAGGCUAGCUGGUAGGAACGACGUGAACUCAGUUGCUCACCCUUUUACUUGCUGCAGCUUGCAUGCUGUUACUUUGGCAGUUGUCUGCAGCCCUGGGCUGUGGGGAUGGUCGAUGCCCAGGGCUGUGAUUGCUGUUUUCAUUUUUCCUUGGAGCUCAGGUGUAUUCUGGUGCAGAGAAUCUCAGCCUGGUUUGAAUGGGAAGAUUGGAGGCUAUCCCAAAUAGACGUGGGCAAACCUUUCACUGUGUGCAGAGUGCAUUUCCAGACCUUUGGGUACCGCUUAUUUCUCCAUGAGCAUGUUCAGAAUCGCUUCGUUGUGUUUGAACUUGGAAAUAGCAGUGUGGUGGCUCUUUUCUGCUGCGGUGUGAUGUGGGGAAAGGGAGGACCCUUCUUUCUGAGCUGGAGAUUGCCCGUGUUCAACCCUUGUUCCUUACUUGAAGCUCAGGCUGUAGGAUAAUGAGAAAAAUGAGAAAGUGUGAUGAAAGGUAGCUGCAUAUGUCCCACUGGCUCUUCACUACCAAAGAGGGAGGCAAUCAGUGACAAUUAAAUCUGAAAUGAACGUGCCAAUCUAGUUGUUGGCAGCCCUGCCCACGGCCAUGGCAUUGGAACUCGGUGAUCUUUAAGGUCCCCUCUACCCUAAACUGUCCCGUGGUUCUAUGAAAACAACCUGGACUUAGAUAUAAAUUUGGAUGUACACACAACUCAAUUGGAAUGAGCGACACUGAUAAAAUAAUGUGGUCUGUUCUUUCCUGUUGUAUAUUUUAAAAGAAACAAACAAAAAUCCCCGAGCCAUGACAACAAGAAAGCGUUGCGAGCAGACAGAAAUCAUUUGAGUGCACAAACUUCCCUCUCUCCCUCAUUGGGACAUGUGCAGCAGGGGAACUUUUGGGAAACCUGUUUCACGCGGAGUUACUCGUAUUUGGAUUUGUGAACAGCUGUGUUGGUCAGAUGGUUUUAUCCAGUACGUGUAGCAACGGGUCGAGGUCAAAAGCUCAUUGCAGGUUUCAGGGUGAUGGGACUCCCGGGUUUCAGCCCCAGCUCUGCCACGAAGUCGCUGUGUAACCUUGGGCAAGUGAUUUAACCUUUCUGUGCCUACAGUUUACCCAUCUGUAUACAUGGGUAUAAUAAUAUUUACCUACCUCACAGGGGUGUUGUGAGGCUUAAGCAACAUGCGUGCGGGAGGUGCUGGAAUCGCGCCGUUAACGUUGUAGUUCUCCUGGGUUUGUGCUGUUAUCGGGAAGGAGCAGUGAAGGGGUUGGUUACACCACGCGGAAGGAGAUCCUGCCGGUCCAUGUGCGUGUCGAGAAGGUGAUCUUAAGUCUUUUCUCUCCCCAAUAGCAAGGAAUGGAAAAAAGUGGUUGCGCGCCAACUCGAUAGCCUUGCUUUCCCAGUCAAAGAGAAUAGCGCUGUUUGCAAUAUUGUUUUCUUACGCAGCAGGUGACUUUUCCCUUUUCCUUUCUGUUUCUGGAAACUUGAACCUAAAGAUAACAAAAGUAUUACUGAACUGAACAGAUUACUAAUGAAUACUUGAAUUUCUUUCAAAGAUGCUCUCAUCAGCCACAGUUAACGUGCACUAAUCUUUCAAUCGUCAGCAUCCAUCUGAAUACAGUGAAACAUUUGCUCACGCUGUUUUGGAAUAGCCUGGACCUUGGUUGGGAGGCUGGUAUUCUGUUUGAGUCUUGUAGGCAUGGGAAACUGGAGUCCUAACUGAAAAAUGUGAACAAUCUGUUCUUCUUUUUGGUUUUGCCUUUGGGUUCCUCUGCUGCCUGCGGACAGCACCGUAACUGCAGUUUACUUGGUCAUAUGGUAGCUUUUUUCAGACUAUUUCCUUCCAUGAUGUGUGAAGGUGGGUUGUGCAAAGGGGAAACCAGAGUCAGUGCUGCUCAUGUGCAGCACUUCUCCAAGCACUUGCUUCCCUGCCAGAAACACAUCCGGAGAGACCAGACCAGGUCUGCCUUCGUGCCCAUCCUCAACCAAAGCCCCCCUUGCCACCAGUGGGAGCUUUGGCUGUCGAUGAUGUGUCCUUCAAGGUGGGUUCACCCCCGAUUUAAACCCAGGAUGCUCAGUGAAACCUGCACUGAUUCUCUCUAGACAAAGGGAGGGGUCUGGUUCAUUGCUCCAAUUAUCUGAUAAUUCCGAAGGGAAAAAGCACGUUGUAGAAGCCUUUAUUUUGGUUUUUGGGUUGUUUUUGUUUUUUUUUUCUGUUAUUUUACUCUUUUUUAAUUGUUUAAGUGUCCUGACCAUCCUCUGAUGUCUUUCUUUUGGAAAUGCAAUGUGAGGCAAGGCUGCCUCCUCCCUUCCGGCAGCGUUUUGUGAAGCCUGCUCACGCACUCCUUACUCGGGCAGAGCUGCUGGGUUUUGCUGUGGGAUCUUGCUUCCUCUCCUGAGUAAGGACUGAAACCUGGGCAGUGUUUCAGCAAGCCGUCAUCUUCACUAACCCAAGAUUUGCCUUGCAUGAAACCAGAACAAAGCUGGGAAACCUUCCUUCACGCCUUAGUCUGCCGCGUCCCUCGCGUCCCAUCCCUGUUCCUUUGUGCCACCAUAGGGAGGUCGGUCAGAUCUUCUAGUUGCGUGGCCCAGUCUAUUCCACAUCACCAACCAUGUAGCUGCAGAUCUUCCCCCUGGGGUAGGGCGCAUUCAGAAGCUCUCUUCUUGCAAAUGAGCCUCUUCCCAUGAGCAUCAGCUCUGGGGCUGCUCUUCCCCCUUUGUCUCCCCCACCAUUUAUUUUCCCUGUUUGAAGCACUCAGCUCAGUGCUUCUGGUUUUUCUUUUUAAACUUCCAAAAAAAAAAAAAAAAAGGAAAAAGAUUGAAGCUAGAAAAAACAACAACACAGCAAUGUAACUCCUUCGGUGCUACGCUAACUGCUUUGUUUUACCCAACCAAAUGCUGGCCAACAUACAGAUUGUCCCUCUUUGUCCUAAGAAGCACCACACACCUGUGUCUCGAACAGGGAUGAACUGAGAGGGAUGAGAGAGGGCGAGUGCUGUUUGGAAAGCGAUGGAAGUCUUACGUGUAUCUAGUAGAAAAAAAUAUAUAGAGAAAAAAAGAAAAAAAAAAAGAUGUAAAUGCAGACUGCUUUCAUAGCUAAUCGUCAACCAACUUGUGGAACUAAGUAGGAUAUAGCCUAUAAGGUAUUGAGGGCAUUAUAUAUAUAUAUAUAUAUAUAUAUACAUAUAUAUAUACAUACAUAUAUAAGAAAUGAUGAAAAGUUUACCUUUAUCAAUAAAUCACCCUUUAAUUUUCCUGAAAAUGCACUAUUGGAUAAUAAACACAUCUGCCUGUGUUCGCAGGCAGCUGUUUUGCUUUGAGCCACUCCAGCAGCAAUGGCUGUUCCAACUGCAGAGGUCAACAAGCAGGUGUUAGGUCUGAUCCGAAGUGGAUGGCUUAGAGUUUUAGGGAUUAAAGGGACUAGUCAACAUGUAUGCCUGAGUCUAUAUACACAGUGGAGAUAUAGACGAGCAUACAUGCCAUGUUACUGCAACAGUAUAUAUGUUUUAAUAUAUGUAUGAAUACAUUGUGAAUUCCUAAGGGCUUUUCAAGAUGAGGAGGGUAGUUUCUGGCGUGAGCUGCAAAGAAUUUGGGGAUUGAAGGUAGGGCUGUAAUAAGUGUUCCUAGUAUGUUAUUUUUUGAAGUCAAAACAGGGAUAAACAAUCAUCAGAAGCUUAAGGUCCUUCUGGAGAAAUGCUGUACUGCCUGAUUUUCCCUUCUUUAAGAAAGAUGGAAGCCAAAAUCAGACAAAAAAUUAGGGCCAUAUGCAGUGUCAGUAUAAAUCAGUAGAACUCCACUGAUGUCCUCACAUUCCACAUUUCAAUAACAAUCUGGUGCCAGGGGAACCUAAACUGGGCAUUAUAGCCCCACUGGGCUUUCCUGAACUGGUGACAAGAGACUUUCUCUUGAUGCUGAAACUCAAACAAAAUCUUGGACAAAACCAAGUGUCUCUUUCCAAGCAGAACCGUGUGAAUUUGGCAAACCCCUGACCCUCACACGGGCCUUCCCUGCCACCCACACCAGUGGGAACAGCCCUGCUCAAAGGGGCACCACAGUGGGUCCUUCUUCAUGAAGACUGGACCCCAAAUCUGAUUUCAAGCCCUUUGGAUGUAAAUGCCAACUGGUACCCAAAGGGAAUGAGAAUUGUUUUCAUUCCGGAUGUCAUUCCUAUCCAUCAAUCACAGGAACAUGGAGCUCAUGUUUUCCUGUUUUUGCCAAUAAAACCUGCUGCCGGUGCCGGAGUCCCCUCCCUCAAACCCAGCUACCACCACCCGCAUGCCUCCCCUUUCUUUCACCUUAAAAACAAAUGCUAUUAUUUCCCAAGUAGCAAAGAUCCAGGACAAAUGCCAGAUGAUUACACCUGCAAUCUGUUUGCUUUAGGAUCUUAUUUCAGUUUCAGAGGGCAUGUGAGUACACAUGGAGACUCAUGCCUGCAGAAACUGCAGUAACCCGAAGUUGAAGCUGCUUGACUUCAAUGGACUUGCUCUGAGCUAACACUGCUAAAAGAGAAAGUGUUCCCUGGGUUCAUCCCCAAAUUACUACAGUUUUAAUGCUGUUCCCAUACAGCUUGUUUUUGUUCUUCAACAAAUACUGAAAGCUUGUUAACAGCCAGUAAAUUUACAAUGGAUAAAUAGUAGGAAAAGUGUACUGGCUCUCACUUAUCCAUAGUCAUCUGAGCACUACUCCAGCAAUUAAACAAGCCUUAAAUGGGAUGUAAUUGCUGCCAUUUGGAGGAGAGCUGUGAUGUGUGUUUUCUUAUCUAAAAAGGUACCACAGCCAAAUCCCUUGGCUCUGUCAUCUCUAUGUAGGGAGAGUGAGGAGGAAGAGAUUUUAUACCAAACGUCAAAGUUUGCCAUUAGCUAUAAAACGUGCCCUUUAUCAGGAAAAAAAAACAACAAUAUUUUUUGUCUGGUGGUUCCACUCUGCAAAUUCUUACCAUUCCAGCCUUUUGUUCUAUUCCAGUGGGAAUGGGAAGUAGUUUCAAAAGCAUUUAAAUACUCAGGGAAGGACUAUUUCAAAUCUAGGUCUGGUGACUUCCAUUCGUGUCACUGGGCAAUGUUCAAACCAUUCCAGUAACGUGAUUUCCCAUGGUGUGAAACCAGAGUGAGACUAAAGCUGGGGUGGAGCCCAUGCAUGGUAUCCUAAUGGUAACCCAAUACGUGCAAUGUAUUCCCAGUCAUGCAGAAGGGUCUCCACUGUGUCCCAACCCCAGGAGCUGUUUCUUUAACAAUAAAAGUUUCACAGAAAGUCUAGAUAAAUGAUUGAUUGAUUGAUUGAUCGAUUGAUUGCAAGGAAGUAUCUUCUCUGUAGCAUGUAUAUUUUUGGAUGGACUGUUAUAUAUAGAAGGGCAAAAUCAUGGUGCUUGAAGAUGUAUGUUCUCUUUCCAUCUCUGCUGUAGGCUGUUGGAUAGGCAAACCAAGAAGAUGUUAGGAAUCCCUCUGCUGCCAAAUGCAACCUGCCCUGCCUAAACUCCACUGUAGCAUUGGCUUGUGCUCCUGGGAAGGUGAUAAGGGAAUGGUCAGGCUGUUGUCUGGCACCUCUCACCAACCCCAUCUCCAGCCCUGCAUCUCUGUCAUUCUUCCCCAAGGCAUUGCAGUGUGGUUUUAAAGAUUCCUCCAUGCUCUACCGAAGUGUUGGGAAGACAGGCUAGUGAAACACUUCCUGCAAAGCUCUUGAGCACCUUCUGAUUGAAUGGAAUUCUGUAAGUUGAUGGCAUCUUCUAACAUCAGCUUUCAUCCUAGAAGCACUUUUGAUUGGUGAAUUUUGAUAGUACUGGGAAGUUGGCACAGCUGUAGAGAACAGCACAAUUUAAAUAGUAGUAUUUCAGAAGUGCCACUUUUCCCAUAAAUGCUGAAAUUUGACUAAUCUUUGCUAGAACUCUUUGUUAACAUUGAAAACCCAAAAAACGUUGUUGAACUGGAUUCCUCAGAUGAACUUUAUUCAGUGAGUGGAAAUUCAGCUUUUAGUUUCACUUUAGUUGUUUUUGUGUCCUUGGACAAGUUGUAGGGCUGCUCUCUCAAUUUGCCCAUCUCUAAAAUGGAAGUUAUGAAGCCUACCUCGCAAGGAUGAUGCGAGGAGUAUGUCAAUGACAGCAAAGUGCUUUAACAUCAUAGGUACUGUGGGACUUCAGUGUUCAUGGGCAAAGCAGGUGAAAGCAGUGUAGUAUGUCUCCUGGUCCCUGUCUUCACACAGUCUGGUAGACAUUGGUCUGAUUUGGCUGUUUCAAGAAGGACUAGCAAAAGCCAGACGAGAUGCCAUGCUAAGCUUAGGAUCAGAACUUUUCCUCCAUCCUUCAAAAUGCUUCACUCACCCAGAGGAAAACAGCUAUGGAAGUCAGCUGAGGAGCCAGGGAUUUCCUACGGUCAUCUUUGGGCAUGGAGUUACAGAAAGCAGAGGUGGAAAGAGCACAUGGAUCAUCAGGUGCAUUCCCAAGAAUGCCUGUGCCACAGGCAUCCUAUAUUUUAUGCUCCCACUCUGAAUCCUGUCCACAUGGAAAUAUUCCAAAGAAGGGCCUUGCUUACCCUAGAGCUUCCUGAUCAGACACAUUAAACAGAAAUUAUGGCCUAAGACUUCCUAGUAUAUCUUUUUGCCAACUAAGCUUGAAACUCAGUCAUGCCCAUGCCUUGAAUCUUGCCUUAUUAACCAAACUCAGCAUAUUCUGGACCAAGGUCAUCCAUCUGAAAUCAUUCUUCCAGUGCUGCUCUGAUGCUGUGGGGUUUUACUGACUGUCGUAAUGUUAGGAGCAAGGAUCCUGAGGUCAGGAAAGGUUGGCUCCUCUCUAGAUCACUUCUGCAUUUGAGCCACCCUCUUGUCCUUAUUGGGGUCUAGACGGACUGGGCUUCAAAUCAUACCCCACAAAAGGUCUGAAAGACCAAGGAAAAUUACUUGAGGCCCUGCCAUGGUGGCAUUUGAGCACCAUCCCUGGCUUCUGCCAGCAGGAUGCAUUUGGGAGGCACAAAGACCCCCAGCAACCCCUGCUCUGAGCUGGCUAAAACAAGCAGACAAGGGUAGGCUUGAUCCUCUUGCAUUACCACCAGACUCGAUGUCUGUCCCCUUGAUUUGGUGCUGUGCCACCGAGAGCGGAGUUAGGCAGGCGUCAUCGUGAUGCAAACCUGGUGCUAUUAACUUGGCAUAGAGUGCCUGUGAGCGUCUUCUUUUCUUGAUCACCAAGCAAUUAGUUUAUGCACAGGAAGCCCAAGGUUUACAUACUGUCUGCUGUGACUUCUCAUUUUACAGGAGGACUCUAAGGUCUUCUACCUUGUUCUUCAACUCUUCCUCUAUGUUUGCAUCCCAGAGCGCAAGGUGUCCAUGUGUGGUGGACGCUUGAGUGUCAAUCCUUAAAGUAACAGAGCGAGGGCCAAACAGAAAGUGCAUUGCAGGAGAGGAUUGGACUGACUGAAUGAGAAGUGCAGGGUAAGCCCUGAGAAAACCAGACACACACAUUUUGAUCUCCGUCUCCAUCUGACAGCACUUCUGUAAAUUGGUUGAGACUGUUGCCUGUGUCCGGGACAGUUUUGUCUCCGGGCUCCUGGGGAGUGACAGAUUGAGAUAUUCAGGGCAGGGUUGUGUGGAGGGAUGAGAUCAGACUCUCUGAGCACAUCCAGCACGUCCCAGGAGGCAGCCCACGUCAGGCUGUGCCCUCAUCAUCUUUGAUCAAGCUUUGAGUGCUAAAUCCUGCUUCCUUUACACCGACGCAAGCAUCUUGAACUUGGCAAGGUUUUUAUUUUAGGGAGGCUGUUUUAAAAGUGCCCAAAGUGCUAGAAAAGAGCUCAGAAAAUCAACGUGCUCCUUAAAAAGACCAAAUUCUGGUCCCCAUUUCACUAUAUGAGCCCAAUAUGAAUUUUUUUAGUGGAACAGCCUGUUGUUGGUUUUCUUUUUUGCCAUCAGCAAUACCAGACAUUUGCCUGGCCCCACCUGCCCUCAUUAGCUCCCAAAGCCCUUUAUUUGUUGAUGCCAGUGAUGUUAGGGCAGCAAUGUUUUAAUUCCCCAGACCUUGUGGUGCCUUUUCUUGUGGUGCUUACCCUUUGCAGGACUCCAGUCAAGGCAACCACUCUCAUCAAACAGCAACGCCAGUGCGUCUCCUCCGGAUUAUGUGCCACUGCAGUAACAGACUUUAAUGUAUACAUAUAUAAAUAUAGAUAGAUAGAUAGAAAUAUUACUAUAGUUAUAAUUAUAUAUAUAUAAUUGAGGUUCUGAUGCCGCUGUGUGAGGAACAGACCGUUCCUCUGCAGGAUUACACUGGGUGAAACCAACAGCUCAAUAUCUCGUAAAGGCUUGCAGCCUUGGCAAAGAGCUUCUCUCCCAUGCGUUUGUUCUCAUGUCACCCAUUUCUCCUCAACAAAACAACAUUUCCAAAGCAUUAAUCCAAAUUCUGGGGCAGAUGAUGCCACGCAGCAACAUCGUCCUCCUGCCAUGGGACGGGUGGAUGUCACCUUGCCAUGAAGGGAAGACGGUGGGACCAAUGGGAUGGCAUCCCCAGGUGGUGGCUUUACCUUUUCCUUUGCACCAAGGGGAUGCAACCCAACAGCUUGCAGUCAGUGUUUUCCCCUCUAGCCAGCCACCCUGCCCACCAGCAAGCAUUCCAAUCUCAUCUUCCCAAGCGCCUUUCCAAUGCACUCACUUCAUUUUUUUCCCAUUGGGAUGCUUGGUUUCCCACUCUGGGGAGGAGGGAAGCUGGCGAACAUGGUUUGCUUUGCUCACAUCAGUAGUUCUGCCUGACUUCAGGGGGCAUUUGUUUUGUCAAUGGACUGCUGGGUUGGGUCAAUCGUCCCCUUGUCGUUAUAUAUCAUAUUGCUGAACCUAUGGGCCCUUUUCAGAUAGGACAGAUGUUGAGUUUUAUUUUCUACUAAAGGGAACAACACCAAUAAUACUGUAAAAGGUGCUAGAAUCAAACCUCAUUUUAUAUACUUUGGUUCUUAGAGAAAAAAAUAUAUAUACACAGAAUUCUUCCUGUGCAGCCUUACUGUAGAUUGUUAUAACCAACACUUUAAUCCAAAACAAACAACAAACAAAAAAAGUGAAAAGGUUAAAAGAGGACAAAAAUGAAGUGAUCCUGUAUAAAGUGUAACAAAUAUGACUUUCCCAUAAAAAUAUAGAUGAUCAGACAUACAUUAAAAUGCACUUGAGGCAGGCAGCAAGCGCAGAAAGCCUUUGUAGCAUCCUUUUUUUUUAUGCACAACAGCUGUCUUUUUGCGUUUGGCUGGUGUAAGGGGGAAUGUGCCGAGGCACUUCUAUUUCCUUUUAAUUCUGUGAGUGAUUUUUGGGGAGAAGGAAAAAGAAAUGGGAAGAAGGCGGGUGGUUCAGCCAGCAAGCAAGCCUGGAAUAUUCAUCUCUUCUUUUUCCUUCUUUUUUUUCUGGCUAGUUUAUGGCUAUGUUUGGAAUCCAUGUUUCAAAUUCUUUGUAGAGCUUUGCUGCCUGCCCCAGGUGCUCACAGUGAUUCUUACCUCAAGAAUGCUUACAAAAAAAAAGAGUCAACUGUUCCUUCUUUUCCCAUAUCUGGAAAAUUUAAACAAACAAAAUGGCAUCAAUGUCAACAGUACAAACGAAAACACCAACAACCAGCAGUGAAUGAAGUGAUGAGAAAUAAAAAGGAAAGAAGUCAAAGCAGAGGUUUGGUGAUCAAACCGAGCCAUUCUGGUGCUUUUCCCCUUUUUAUGUUGCUAAUGUUCAAAACUACAUGAGAUGGGCUAGGACAAGUUUGCGGUCUUAGGCUGUAGCAAAAAAAAAAUAAAAAUGUAUCUAAAAGAAUACAAAUUUGCAUGGAAAAAACAAAAACUGAUGGAGCAUUUAAAGAAUGGCUGUUUCGAUGUCAGACGUUUAAUGUUAGCAUGUGUGUGUGCUGUAUAUACCUUUUCAUGUGUGACAUGUACAGUUGACUGAGGAAGAAAAAAAAACAAACAUAUGGAACCGAACAAAAAAUAAUAAUCAAAUGCUAUUUUAUCAGAUGAUGCACUUUUUCACCUUGAUGAGAAGCCACUGUUCACAACUAUGCAAUCUUCCAGUUUCUCUCUCUCUCUCUUCUCUCCAACCUCAAAUUUCCCAACUAUUUUCCAUAACCUAAACCGUUUUUUCUUUCUUACAAAGAAACACAAAAAGUUCCAAACUCUGGUUCAAGGUGAGAGUGCUACUGUGACUUUUCUCAAGCGAUAAGAGCUAACAAACAGACAAACACAAGGGGUUUGGUUUGGUUUUGUUUUCAAGAAAAAAGGAGGUUCAGGCAUGACCCUUUUGAUGUUUUCUAAAUGAAUUGAUGUUUUCUACAUGUGCCAGGCUUCUGUUGACUGUUUUUUGGGUUUGGUUUCAUUUCUUGGUUCAUGAUGUUCUCUCUCUUGGGUUUUAGGAUUUAUUUAUUGAUUUAUUUCCUUCUGUAUUUAUUUUCUCUCUCUUUUUUUUAAGUCUUGUUUUGUAUUGUAGGUAUUGGGGAUGUGAAGAUGAAGGUGAAAUUUGGCUUAACUUCAAGUGUUUUAGUACAUGUGUGUGCUAUAUGUAUAUAGUUUUCUACAUAGAGAAUUUUACACGCUUUUUAACGCACUUUACGACAUGUAUGUACAAAGUUGUCUAUAUAGAAAACGUAGUGAGUUAUCUGACCUUCAAAGAAGAGAGUUUUGAUUAAGAGGAGUUCAGAUAUUUGAGUAUCUCAUGUGCGCGUGUGUGUGUAUUAUAUACUAUAUUAUAUAUUACGGAAAUAUAUAAUAGCGUACGUCCAUGUUAGGGUGUGUAUAAUAGAUACGCACAUCCAAACACAUGAUCAUUCCCACCUAUGCCAUGAAAGUAGAGGUUUUGCAUUCCCCCGAGGUUUUCAAGCUACGAUAAAUAGCCUGGCUCUACUCAGUAAACUUCUUCCCUAUCCUUUGAUGAAAGGUAGAAAAUUAUCCUCCUUUGUUGUCCCCGGUACGCUGUCCCCUUGUCAUGGGAGAAUAGUGUGCAUCUAAGGGGAGUUUGCCUUUACAACCUUUCUUUUCCCACCUUGGUUUACCAAUGGGUGUAGAGGAAGAGAAAACAGGUCAUCUAGCCAGUGAUGAGCUCAGGAAACCAUGACCACCAGAUGGGGCAGCCAUGUCCCCUGCCACCAAUUCACCAUGCCGCCUAGAGCAACAUCUCUCCCACUUCUCUGUGCCUGUCAGAUUGAGGUUGCUGAUUCUUUCCAAGCCUUUAAGCACUUUGCACUCAUGGUCCUUCUCUGCCAGUACCACAGGGUUCCCCUCAACGCCGGUGGGAGGUGAUUCGGGCCAGUUUACAGUGAGAUCUUCACCAUCUUACCCUUGUCCUCUAGCUCUCUUCUGUUCAUGAAGCCCACCCCUGCUUUUUUUGGGCAUGCUUUGACCUUCAUCAUCUCACCAUUAGGUUUUAAAUGAGCACCUGUGUGCUUCUCCUUCUUUCCACUCAAGGUGUUCCUGUCCUUGAUAGCCAUGUCCCACCAUGCUGAAGUAAUUCCAAGCCCACUUUUGCCAUACAUCUUAUAUGUGGACUUCACAUUUCUUGGGGUUUCAUGAAACCCCAUUUCUGAUUUUACUGCCCAUUGGACGCCUGGUUUAUCAAAACUCUUUCACAUGAUCAAAGGACAGAUAGGCUGGUAUUAUACUCAGCUCUAGAUAUAGAAAGGUCCCUUAUUGGAGCCAACAAAAGUGGGAACAAGGGAAAAAGGGGAUGGGUUUGUGGCAUCUCUUCCAUUUGUGAGAAUACAAGUGUCCACACCAGUCUGUAGCAGCACGGAUGUCCUUCCAGGCCACCUUUCAUGUUUGAGUCCUAAACAAGAACAUCCUAACAUCCUUCCUACUGAAGUUAAACCCACAAUUAUCUGAAAACAACAGCCAUGCAAAAGCCAGGGACAGUCUUCCCAUCUUGCACAACAUCACGGCUAGCAGCCCUUCUCAGUCAGCUGGUUGAGCUGCAGAGCCAGGUGGGUCUGGAAACCCACUGUGAUUGCUUCUUGUAACUCAGUUCUCUAGAAAACAGUAUUCAUACCUAACUUAAUUUAUCGUAGGACACCUCACCCAGCCUUAGAUGUUACAUGUUGUCUAUAUAACAGUAUAGUAUGUAGUGCAGCUUUAUUGUCCCAAGUGUCUACUUCUCCACUCUUUGCAGGCUCUUCUACCCAAUGGCAAGUUUUAGGCUGUGGAUGAUGUUUGUAAGGAAGUGUAGCUGUCCCUUGGGCUUGCUGUUAGGAUGCUGGGAUCUGUGUGAAUGAUUAAUCCCUCUCACAAAUCAAAGACAGUGUUUUUACCCCUGAGUGACUUGAAGGCUGAACACUUAAUUUCCUUCCCUGAAAAUACAAUGCUGAGAGGUGUCCAUCUAAAAACGAGGCCAAGAGAGAUCAUUUCCUGCCCCAAUUAGUGGUUUGUAGUAAAGCUUUAAGAAAAGAAUUAAAAAAAAAUUUAAAAAUUAUAGUUUUCUAAUUGCUUUUUAACGCAACAAAUUCAACAAAUAAAGGAACCUAGAGGUCAAGUUUGACUCAAUCCAUAACCACACAAACAAAGUGUUCUAUGUUCACACAUUCUUGUGAUGCUUGUUCAAAGUGCUUUGCCUUCUGUCUCUGUGAGCAAUGGGUGGACACCCUCUAAUUUGGCAAGAAAAGCUGGAUGUCCAGUGAGUUACCACGAUUCCUUCCAUAUUCAGGACGCCUCCAGGUAGGGAUUUCUCCCACUUGGUUUCUUAUUUAGAUCACUUGUGUGCCCUUUAGCUGGUUACAUUUAGGUGAAUUGAAUCCUACCUGAAAUGGACAGGAUUGUCCACACUUCCAAACCAUUUCCCACCAUGUCUUACCGUCAGACUGCUUCUCUGUUUGCUCAGCCAACAAGCAUUCAAAGUUAUCAUCUCCUUCAGCUUAGCUCUAUUCUUGCUCAGCAUCCCCUACCAAAGGGAUCCACUGACACCAAGCAGUCAGACUGAAGAAAAUCAGGCUGCAAUUCAGAGUUGGACUCACUGAAGAAGGGGGUGAAAUCAUCACUUUCUGUGAUGGUGUGCUGAUCACUGUAAGGGUUCAGAAAAAAACCUUGAAAAUUAAUACACGAGGAAUAACCUUCCAUCUGUCUUCCUACAGGAUAAGGUCAUUCUUUGUCCAGAUGAAAAGCAAAAUCUCCAAUACAGAGAGCUGGUAGCAAUCACAUUGGCUUCUUCAUCUCAUUAGGAAUCCAUUCUGGUCAAUUUUCCUCAUUUUCUUCAACUCAAGCACCACGCUGUAAAUGUCAGAUUGCAACCAUUUACAGAACAGCUGGGGAAUCAUGCUCCUUCCAGGGCACUACUUCCUAACUUUGCAGAUGUUUAGGAGGUAUUGUUUGAGCAGCAGCAAGUGGGUUGUCUUGUCUGGAGCUUUAAAUGUUUCUAUUUCACAUUGAGCACCUAAGCUCCUUCCGUACCUGCUAAAAUGUAGCUCCUGCAUCCAGCGAUAUGAGGGUGCCAUGUCCUUUCUGUGCUGGACAUACUGCUUGGAUGAGACUGGUCCAGUGGCCUGAAGAAGAGCCUUCACCAACUGUCCCAUGCUCAGCCACUCUUGUUGGAAAUGUUUACCAGUAUCCAACCAGCUUCCCACUGCUGUAAUUUAACCAGCUGCUUCUCCAUAUCCUUUCUGCUAUAGAAACGCCACCUACACACUAUCCUGGACUGAUAGACUAUAGAAGCCAGUAAGCCUAACCCUACUCCAAAUGACUUCCCUGAGCUUUGUGAUCAGAGUUAAGAGCCCCAGUCAUCCAGGUGCCUUAGAAAGUCUCCUUGUAGGAGUGCUGACCAUGCAGCCAGACCCCUCCAGCUACCCACACUGGUCACCCCAGAGCCCAGUCACUUCAGUGGUGCCAUCUUUCUUGCCACGUAGCUUCUGUUGCCUGAAAAGCCUAACAGAAUCCAUCAAGGGGCUGCCCUUCUGCUGAAGCCUUCUUUUGUUGGCUGCUGUAGCCUUCAUUUGUUGGCUGCUGUCAACAAGUCUGAGCUAAUAUUCACAAGCAUGUGUUGGUGAAUGUAGCCUGAAGCAUUCCCAGGGUGUGCUGCUUCCCCUCGGCCACCAAACGAGAGGGGGAAAUGGCUUAUCUUUUUUUUUCACCUAGUGCCAGUAUAUUCCCUUACAGUUCUCCCUCUUUGUGUUCAUGCACUAUGAGUGCCCCUAGAACACAGGCUAUUUCUCAGAGCUGCUUUGUCAACGCUGAGUAUCAUAGAAAAUUCUCCCUUGAAGAUGACUAGUUUGUAGAAAAUGCUUCUGAUUUAAUUCUGCAUUUCCCCCAGCUUUCCAAUGGUAUUGUUUCUAAGUGGACUGUACUGCUGGUAUCAAUGUUAGUAGGACACACUGAUCAAGUAAUCAAAGCUCACUGCUGUGUUGGAUAUACAUAUGUUAGCGACAGUUGCGUUAAGCCAAAUUUAGCAGCUGGAUUCUUCAACAUCCCUUUGUUUUGUAUCUACCUCACUAUGAUUUCUUUGAUUUCUUGUGAUUUAGUGUUGUAUACAAUGUCAGAGGUGAUAUGUAGAUAAAUAUAUAUAUAUAUAUAUAAAAAUAUAUAUUUUUUGCUUUGCAAUAAAGCUCAAAGCUAUAACACUGAAUAUUCAUAAAAUGUCAUAAUCUUUAUUGUGAUGUUCCCAUUUUAGUUGUAAAAUCCUGUCUGGAUCCUAUUUGCCUGUACACUAGAAUCAAUAUUGUGUUCACGAGUGAAUGAUUAUUAUUUCUGUUACUUUUUCCUCUUAAGCGAUGUUUUUGAGAUGUGAGAUAGACACCAGAAUUGUCAAAAACAUGAAUUGGUUUAUGUGUUUUUUCCCCGUACGUAGCCUGCAUGUAACUGGAAUCAAACAGUGACAUUGAAAGAAAAUUAUUUGCAGUCCUGAUCUUUCAAUUCCGGCUUGUCUGAUCGUAGCACUGAAUUUGGCAGGGAGAGGAAGCAAAAAUAGAGGCAGUAUUAGGAUGAGCAUAGGGAGGGAUGAAGGCAAGAUAUUCAUCACAAUUUGGCUGAAGAGAGGAUUCGUUCUUUGAAAUAACUGAAAUGAAAUGUGGCCCAUCUCUGAUGAUGGAGACCACAGUCAUAGAGCUUAAUUCUAGGCAGUGAAAAGUUAGCUGUGUGCCUCGUGACAGUCCCUGGACCAGAGGCACGCAUCCAGCUCUUUUCUAUUGUAAUGGAGAGAGACAAAAAGCUCCUUUAGGUAUCUUAACACCUAAAACACUUGUCUAAGAUGUGUGGGAUGUAGCUCCUUCAGGAUGGGAGUGUCUCCCUUUCUAUGUGGGUAGAGCAGAGAGAAUGAGUUCACAUUAGAUACCUCAGUUCUCUGGGCUAAAACCAAGUUCAAGGACUCCCAUCUUAAUUGCACCAAGAUCAUCCUGGCUAAUGAAAACUGUCUCAGUGUUUUGGUCAUGUGCAUUAUUCUGAACCAGAUGAUACCUUGUGCUCUGUCAGUGGAAGGGAUGAGGAAGGUGGGAGCUCCUGCCCUCUUGGCAAAGAGGGAAAAUAGGAAUUUACCUAUUGGUCGUAAGCUCGUGUGGUGGAUAACAUCCUUAGACCCAGGGGCUAUUCAGCAGUACCAAAAAUGACCAACAUCUGGCACAGAAACGCUGGCUGAAUCCUACAGGAAGGAGAUGAGUCUCAGAGGAAACUGCUGAGAAGGACUCUGCUCCCAUAAGCUGGAAUUAGGGGGAGAAAAUACACUGAGCCCAAAUGCUGGCACUCUUUGCUUGAGUAGAGAAUGUUUCCAUGGAUCUCAUGCAUUGUCUUCACUUGGAGCAGAAUAGGGUGAAUCCUCUCCAUUUCCUUUCCACCAGACUGUAGGGAAAGGAACAUUUUCCCUCACUGCUUUGUCAAAGAGAAAAAAAAAAGAAAGUAAUGACCAGAAAGAAAUCAGAUGCAAAUGGAAUAUAACAUAUACUUUAAAAGUAAGGAGAAAAAAAAAAGACCUACUGAACUUAAAUCCAGUUAUUCCAUAGAGUGGAGGGGAGAUGCAAGAAAUGAAACCCAAAUGUCAGCAACUCAAAAGGGAGGAAAUGUUAUUGGGUUUCACCUAAAGCACUUGACAGGACUGCAAAACGCAUCACUUAGGGUGGGUUUCACAAGACCUCUUCUGUGUUGUCUUCUCUCUAAAAUUUGCACAAUUGCUCAUUGCUAACAGCAGGUUUUUUUUUCCUCAUUCUGAUCUGGUGUCUGUACAAAUCUGGCUUGGGUUUUCGGUUGUUUUUCUUACUGUUGUUGCCUGUUCCCAGCUAUUUCUGUUUUUGCGGUGUAGUAUUGUUGUCUAUGUAGAAUGAAAUACAGAUGUGCUCAUGAAAUUGUAUAGCGGAUAGAAUUGCAGGUUGGAGUUGAUUUGGAAAAGAAAAACAAACUCAGAAUGCGAAGAGAAAUACCUACAUGAAAAGUAUGCUUCCAACGUGUGUGUUUGAAUUGGAGCAUUUUGUCAUUUUACUGAGCUUUUUGAAAGGCUUCUUUUGAAACAAUGAGACUUUAUGGUGGUUGGGGUUUUUGAAUACCAAAAAAAAGCACAAUUAUCGUUAAAACAUUAUCAUUUUUAUUAUGUUAUUUCACUCUUUGCCUAUCUGGACAUUUUAAUCCCCAAAUUUUGUCAUGAAAUAUAUAAUCCUUUGUACCUGCUCAUUAGUCAUCUUACAUUAGGCAAAAGGGAGAGAAACAGCUCUGAAAACAUGCAGAAUUCCUGGCCUGAUUUGAUUUCUUAUUUGCUUUAAUAAUAGGGUUGAACUUUAACUUUGUGGUUAUUCUCUUGGAUGCUUACUGUAAAGACACAGGGUCUUCCUUUAACUGAAUGGCAAAGAAUCUGUGCGGUAUAUGCAAAGGACAGCCUUGAUUUUGCCACUUUGUGAACUUCGGUUUGUGAAGGACUGGGUUGUGCAAAGCAUUUAUGGAUCUGAUUUGGUCACGCUGAUAAAUAGGAUGGAGAGGGGAGGCUUAUCUGUGGUGUAUUCCUCAGCUGUAGGGAGGGAUGCUGAAUUAAUGCACAUAGAUGAGUAGUGGUAGUUUGGUCCUCAGAUGUUCAGAGCUAGUUGGCUGGAGAGGUCAUUCAAUUGCUUUGUCUGAAUAGAGCCUACGUUUGCUUCCUGUAUCCUCAUAGAUAUUUCCACUAAUGUUAAUGGGUUGCCUUUGGUUUCGGUCAUAGAAAUGUUUCCUUGUUAAGUCUGCUGUUGUGUUGUUAGCGUGGUUAUAUCAAAAUGAUUUGCUAAUGUUGAAUUUGAGCUUUUAUGUUCUUCUGUGGCAUUGACUGUGCUUUACUAAGAAGCUCUGUGUCCCUUCCUCAUACACAACAGCUCUGCUCUUUUCCAGGUUGUAAGAUCUUUUGUUACUGCAGAGGUGCUGUUUAUUUUGGUGGCUGUAUCGUGAGCAAUAUCUAGCUUUGGCGAAGCUGACUCAACAUUUAUCCUGGGAUAGAGGAGCAGCACGCUUUGGUGGGCAGGGUGUGCUGUUUGAAUAGGAGUCUCCUCUGUGUUGACUGUUGCAUGACAGAUGACUUAUAAUGUGUAGAGAUGUAAGAGCAUUGGAAAUGUCUUCUGGUAAAGCUACUGCUUAUUGUGGUUGGAUAAUUAGCAUUGAACCCUCACCCUGAAAUGGGCAGAAAAGGCAGCUGUGAGGCCUGUGCAAGAAAGGCCUGAUCUGGAGCACUACCCAGCAGACAAACCCAAUGGACUUAACUCUUUUAAAGUAGCUUUUAUACCAUGGGUUUGAGAAGUUAGAUAGCACCUGAGUCAAUUAGUGCCCCUGAGAGAGGCAGUGCCUCACACAGAAGUGCACAGAAGGCAGUGUGCAUGUGAAGGCACCACGAGCGUGGUGUUAGGCCUCAUCCACCCGAGCAAGAGGUUCGGAGCUUUAAUGGGAUCUAAGAGCACAGAGCCAGGAAGAUUUGAGCCUUGUUUCCAUGCUGAGAGCUACAGAAGGUUUUUAGUUCCUGAAAUGGCAAAUAAGAGCAGCUUCUUUCAUGAAUAUGAGGUCCAGGCUGCUCUGAAGAUAGCCAGGAGUUAAACUGACCUGAAGUACGCAAAGGAAAGUAGGGAUGUGAGUUGGGGGAUAGUGAAACUUUACUUACUACGUACAGCUUGUCCACUUGUCAGGAAAAGUGGUGUUUUAUUUUCAAACGAGCAGUGAAUCAUCUUAAACUAAUUCUGUUUGGGUCUGGAAACACAAAUCCAGCCCACAGUCCUCUACGAUUGGCAUAGCUUUGGCUGGCUACAACAAGCUUUGUCCCAAGCCAUCCUCUAUCUGAGGAGUUAGCAGGGGGAGCUGGAAAUAACAGGCAUUUUGGUUGUGGGCAGCUGGAUUUAGAGGGUAAGGGACUGCCACUGGGAAAAGGAUUGGGGCCUGGCACCAUUUUGUUUUUAUGAAUACAGUCAACAUAGCCUUUGCCAGAUGCUGGUUAAAUGGUGCAGCAUAGUCAAGUGGAGGUAAUAGAACAGACUGGAACAGACUAGACCUACAACCAAGUCUGUGUUUAAUGAGAGAGACAAGAUUUGAGGGAGAGAUUCUAUCUUUUACUAGAAAUAUAUUUUUUAUUAUUAAAACACCUCCCCCUUUAAACCAUGCCUCUUUAUUACCUUAAACUAUGCCAACUACUAUAACACAUCUAGGACAUCUUUAGAAAUGCUUUCCAAUGGAUUUUGUCUCAGUGCUGUCAUUCCAGUGUUAACAAACUUCUGUGGUCCUUCUAAUCAUGCAACCAUUUCUCAUAUCCCAGGGUACACACCAAAGCAAGAGACUUCAACUUUGCAAGGUGCCAAAGGUUUCUUAUUAUGUCCAAAAAUACCAUCCUUGCUUUCCAUGUGAGCUGAAGGGAUCAGUACGUUCCAGGAAGAGGCUGAAAUUUUUUUUGCUCCAUGCCUUUCUUUUGUUGUCCUGCCAACAGAGCCUCAAGGACAGCAUAUGGCCUUGCUAUACUUGCUUUUUCUUUAAAAAAAUAAUAGAAAAUAACAAGGCAUCAGAGUACCACGUGGGUUUUAAUAGUGUAAGAUGAGCUGAGUCUGUUUCCCUCAGACCAAAAUUCAGAAUGCAGAAUUCAUCAGCUCUAUGGCUGGCUGCAUGUUCCUGCAGUGAUCCCUUAUUUUCUAGGCUUGAAGAAUGAUCACUUUCCUCCAUUUCCAGGCUGAUUUAAAAUAUCUUCCCCUGCUAAAAUAAUUCCCUCUGCUCUGAUGCUUACUAGCAACUCAGCCCUGGGCUUCUUCAAAACACAUUGCCAGGAAUGCUUAAAGAAUUUGCACUGAGCAGCCCAUUUCUCUCCAUCUUGGAUCAUAUAAGGUGCAAGAAGGAGAAUUUUCCUGUGGCAGAAUUUAUGUAAGGGGUGAAGUAGGAAUCUGUUAGCCUAUAGUAUAUCUUGACUUAAAAACUUGCCCUUUACAGAUGGGGAGGUGGAAUAUUAGCAUCUUGACAAUCCUCUUUUUAAUGUUCUGAAGCAGUUGGGAGUUUCAGGACAGACUCUUUUAGGACCAUUUUGCUGGGCUUGGUUUUCAGAGCCAUGUGAAGAGUUACAGCUGCUCAGGCAGAGUGGGUGAAUAUAGAAAUGUGCUAAAACCAAUGCUACAAGGUGGAAUCCGGGGCAGAGAAACCUCAGAUCUACAAAGGUUCUAUGAACUUCAUCUCUUCAUGACACCUUCCUCUGCAGUUUCUGGAGAGACUUCCACUGAUUGAGGACUAGUAGUGGAUCAGAGACUCUUCUCCCCUUAAUCCUCUUGAGGGAGAGGUGAAGUUGGAGUUGUUCUGCACCAGAACCAGGCUCAUUUCAAAUAGAGACUGCCAGUCAGUUCUAGGUAGUUCAAGCAGCAGACAUCAUCCCUAGCACUAUACUGGAGCAGUACGGUUCUUUGAUCAGGACAAGGAUUGCCUGAUUUGCAUGAAGAAUAAGUCAGCUGCUAUGAAUCUGGUCUUAAAAAUUAAACCAAACAGCAUCCGUUUUCAAAAUGGAGAAUUUCAAGCCAGGGCAGGAAAGAGAGGUUGGCAUCAGUGAGAAAUACAGAUGGAUGUGAAUAACAUUAGAGCAGUGCUGAUGUACAGCAGUUCUCUGACGCACCCCUCCAGUUAUGACGUACCCUUCAUCAAACUGCUCAGCUGAAAUCACCAAUGGAUAUGUUGCUCUGAGCCCACUGUUGUUUCAGCCUUUUUGAUCUGAGAUUCUUUAUGACAGAUGAUGAAGCUCUUCCUAGAUUAUUUCACAGGCCCUCCCGUGACUUACCAAGUUGUCACCAAAUCCAUUUUUUUCCUUAGUACAGAUGAGAAAAAUACAAUUGUCUUUUCUUACAGCUCCUGAGUGGACAAGAUGGUUGUCUUGGUACAUUUGCUUUGUGUUAGGAAAGUGAGAAGAAGACUAUGGCCAAGGCAUGUCUUUUGUUCUUCUGCUCUGCUGUUCCUUCCAUCUGGUGGCACUGCUUUUUUCAUCCUGCUUCCUCUGAGAUACAUUUGAUUCCCUCUAAAAUAUGGCCAUGUCUUUGAAUAGACACUGCUCACUUCUCAUUUGAAGUCAUCUGAAAAGCAGGGUUUAAAUGUCUGGUGAUUUUCAUGUUGAAUGGCUAACCUGCAAUAUAUUUAGCUGCUUGAGGAGUGGCAGGAGAAGAUACAUCCUUCAAAUCUAUGAGCUUUGGCAGCCAAAAGUGCAGCCAGAAGUUCUCUCCCCAGCUGUGUUCUGUCUGUGUUAUCACAGCAGAAUCUCAGUUAGGCUGGUUUUGUAGGCUCUGUGGAGGACACUGUGAGAAUUCCCAGCCAUUUUAGUUCUUUGAUAUUUUGUCUUAGCAGCAAUAAUACAAACCAUUAGCAUAUAGCUUAUUUGCUGCUCCUUAUUAAGGUACAUUUGGUCUCGAUCUCCACAGUAGUUAUUCAGCUCUCUGUACCUCAAACACCUGAGGCAAGGUGUUGGUAUUCAGUCGUUCUCGCCCAAUAGUUUUAUUUUCCCCCUUCCUGUGACAUCUCCCACAAAGCUUUAGUGGGAAUCUAUGGAGUUUACAGGUUUUCAGUGAGUCUCCAUUAGAAAUAGCAUCUCCUUCAUGUAAGUGAUUCUCAGUCUUUUAGCUUUCCUUCUGUUCUCUAAUGGCCUGGCUGUUUGGGAGGAAAAAGAUGAAAAAUAAUAAUAAAUGGAUCACUUUGCACUCUUAUUUGAGUUUUCAAACAAUCUAGUUUUCAUCUUCUGCCCCAGUUCAGAGUUUCAGUGGAGAAGUGUCACCAGGUGAAACUCAAGAAACCACUUUCAGUCCUAAUCUUCCAUUUGGAAUUGAUUAUACUUGUGAAUCUAAAUAAGUUUCCAUAGGUGCUAGAACAGUUUUAAAGAACAAAGACCGACUUGUCUAUGGGGCUAUGUAAGGUUCUUCAGCAGUUCUUCCUGAUUUUUACUGUAACGCAUAAAAGCAAUUCAAAGGUUUGGAAUGUGAUGUCUGCUACCUUACAAUUCAAGAGGAAAUCUUUCAUUGUACCCACCUCUUUUACAUGAAACGGACAUCCUUUCGCUCUCAUUUGUCCUCAUCUUCAAAAGAGGUUUUAGUGGAAUAACAUCAAAUAUCCAGUGCUGAGACGUUCCCUAUGUUCCAUAAAGCACAGAUCUUGCAGAUGUCUUUGUGGAUGUCUUGCUGGAACCUGAGUGCUCUGAACUGCUUCAGCAGGCGGUGUCCUUGCACGACCCAAUGGACAAGAUAUAUUCAUUUCACAAAACCAUUGCCUAAGAUGAAAAUCAAAGGCUGCACACAGGUGACCAACCUUGGAAAACAGUCUACAGGUAUUUUUAGGUGAGAGAAACUGUUCUGAGAGCUGCCUUGGAAAAGAAAUUCGGAGUUUUUCAGAGUGAAAUGAAGGAACAAAGAAGAAAGCUAUUACUUCAAGAUGGACUGAUAACCCCAAGGUGGGAUAGGAUGACACUGAACUGUGUCUGUACUCUGGAAAAUCCAAAACUUAACAACUUGUUAAGAGCUGGUGAGGCUCACUUUAUCUGACUGAGAUAACUAAAAAGUUAACUCUCCAAAUUGAAGCCAGUGUUGCUCAACUUUCUUUUUGUUUCUUGGAGAAUACUCCUAGCAGCGAUACCUAAAAAGAGAUGUAUCUGUCUCUGGACAUACCAUUUUCUUUCCACUGUCUAUAGAAGGAGCCAAGGUUGAUUUUUCCAGUGCGAUGUGGAUAUAGGAGGCCAUUUUCACUCAUCAUGAAAAAAAAUCCUCUCUGUAGAAAUGGGGCAACAUUCCUGCUGCCCAUCUUCCAUCCAUCAUUCAUCAGAGAGGUUCACACAUUAACAUCCGAGGGGCAAAACCACCAUACAAGGCAGAGGUCUUCACCAUUUCCUAGAAUGACAAAGCCUUUCCUUCUUAACUAGCGUGUGAGUCUCAUGUCCCAAUGCUUUAUGUAGUCCCGUUUUAAGCAAUUAGCCUGACCAGAUUUUGACCAAUUCUUUUGGGAACCCAUGCUUAAAAGUAUCUGAGUGCUUCUUGUUUUAAAUUUAUUUUAUGCGGUGAUUGAUCACGCAUCGAGAGGAAUGCCUCAUUUAAUUAAAGCCCCUGAGCAAAAGAGCGCUGUGAUGGGAAUGUGUCUCAUCCUUGUGCCUUCCUUCUGUAUAGGCAUUGUUCCUGCCUAGAGUUUUUGUCAAGUUUCUUACUUUCCUAAGAGCCAGAUCGAUACAAGCUCUCCCGGCGCUUGGUAGAUUUCAUCAGCAAUGGCAAACUCUUUUCAAGAAGAAAGUAGCUUUACAAAAAGAAGGUAACCAACAUGUGCAUGACCUCCUCAGAAGGGUUAGGAAUAGUCUGAAGUGCCAGAGAGAGAGACAGGGAUGGAAGACCUUUGAGAAAUUAUUUGUCUUUAUCUCCAGCUGAGAUAAUAAUGUUCUCAUAAUGUUCUUUAGCCUCCGGCUGGGACUUCAUUUAGCUGAGGAGUGCAGAUGUAAUUUUCAAAAUAUGAGUGUUUUUUUCUUUUAAUAUAGGACGUACCCUCUGAGUAAUUCUGCAGCCUUUCCCACCUGACAAUACUGUAACUAACAUCUCCAUUAGGAGCAGGGAGAAAACUUGAAAGAAGGAUUAAUCCUACUCAACUUUCACUCCCUAAAAACUGAAGUGCCUUGCCUAACCUCUUUAGAUCUUCUUCCUCUACCAUCAGCAGAAGGAGACAGGCACGCUUGAAGAGGAAUUCAACCCACAUAUCUCACACCACUUCUUUGGGUCGAACUUUCUCACAUCUAACUUAAAGUGAGAUGGAGUUCAUCGUAUUUGUGAGUAAGGCCAAUGUGAAAUGGAAAUCACAGAGUCAAGCACUAAAUACAUUCUUCAAAUGCUGUUCAAGGGGACAUAGAAAUUUCUGCCCAAAGUCUGCAUUUUAGUUGAUUACAGAGUCACUGGACACCUCUUCUUGGAGCUAUGAUUUCACCCGCAGCCUUAGAACUUUCGGACCAUCUUCUUAUUUCUUUGUUUUCUUGCUUUGUUGGUUUUAAAUAUGGAAGAUUUUAUUGUUUCUAUUAUAUUACUACUAUAUUAUACUACUGUACUAUGCUGCUACUAUUCUUUAAAGCUUGUUUAGCUCAGAAAUGCCAAAGCUGCUGAACGCUGCUAAACACAGGCAGAAUAAAAAAUACUGAGUUGUAAUUGAAAGCAACUGCAGAGCUAUGGCUAGAACAUCCUCCAGUUCCAUUUCUUUCUCUUGUAAAUCACUUGUCCUCCUUUCAGUGCCAACUAGAGAUAAUUCCAGCCCCAGGAGUGUAUGCACAAACCAAACUGGUGUGCAACACUGGACACCUUCACUCAGCAAGCAGUGAAGGAACAGUGAUUUGGAAUAGGAGAAUAAUCUUUCAGGAAGCUGUGUGCAACCUCUCAUGGGUUUGGUUUCAGUUGAUGUCAGUUGAAGAUUGAACACGGUCCUCUUUGUCAUAAGCAAUGUAAGCAGUGGAUGCUGUAGUACAAUUCAGCAGUCGAGAUCCAUAUUGCAGUCCAAAGGAAAGGUCUGGUCCUUCUGGGAAGUGAUCCAUCUUUUAUCUGGCUUAGGAUGGAAGGAGAGAUCCUUGGCAACCCCAUACACAUCCAACUUCUGGCUGGCUAAACAUCUGUGCAGUGAAAAUAGUAAGACUUUAUUGUCUAUUCUGUGGAAUUUCAUCUAUGCAACCUGCUCACCCUUUAAAAUGAUUCUUCCAACUUUAACCACACCUGAUAUGUGUAAGUUACUAUUGGCUUAAGAGAACAUCUUGGCACUUUGAUCAAGUCCUGAUUUCACCCUGAGUUUUGGGUUGGUUUCUUUUUUGUUGAUUUGGUUGAAUAGGCAACACUUUUUCUUGCCCUCCUGAUUGUUGGGGAUGGAGGGACUUAUCUCACCUAAUCUUAAGUCAAUGGAAGUGGCCUCUUCACCUGAACUUGUUGUCUAUACUCCUGCUCCAGCACUGACAGACUGUGAGGCAUCACAUUUGGUCACAUUCAUGAUAGGAAGAAGAAUCACAUUUCAGGAGAGGCCGUUUCCGUCUAUUGACUAUAAAACAAGCGGAGUUUAACAUCAGGUUGGUGAUGGUAAAUAUCUGACCAGCAGCAAGGUGGCAGAUUGGCUGUCUCUAAUCUUCAGAUAUCUUGCAUUAUGUUUUUUCACUCUGCCCUACCAUGUCUGGUGGGGCUUAGUGGCCUCCAUGCCAUGUGGUGCAUCCACCAUAUGCUUCCCCAAGGGCUUAGCCUUCAGUUUUUGUGUCAACAAAGUAGAGAACGCUGCUUAAAUACUGCAAAGGAAGAAAACUUGUUAGCAGGGAUUGAUUUCCAGAGGAAGCCAGGAGAAUUAUCCAUACCUUUUAGCAGUGAUGAAGGAGCUGUAGGGUCUUCUGCCAUAUCCAUUAAGUCAUAUGUGUGUGUCUAGGGCAUGUGCACAGGCAGAAACAAAUGUGCAUAGACAGGAAGAUUUACAUUGGCAGUG
Molecule: messenger RNA, 32312 nt
Organism: Coturnix japonica (Japanese quail)
Lineage: Eukaryota; Metazoa; Chordata; Aves; Galliformes; Phasianidae
Gene: XKR6
Product: XK related 6
Biological process (GO): apoptotic process involved in development; phosphatidylserine exposure on apoptotic cell surface; engulfment of apoptotic cell
Cellular component (GO): plasma membrane
Source: RefSeq, a predicted model, not a curated record